Molecule: messenger RNA, 1296 nt
Organism: Patiria miniata (bat star)
Lineage: Eukaryota; Metazoa; Echinodermata; Asteroidea; Valvatida; Asterinidae
Exons: 5
Coding region: 76-1137 (353 amino acids)
Source: RefSeq, a predicted model, not a curated record
CUGCCAGCCAGCGAUUGCGAGCGCCGAGCGGAACAGCGCGCCAAAUUUGACAACAGCUCCGCGCCCAAAAACAUCAUGGAGGAAGCAAAUCUCGCCUGCAGAACUCCUUCCCACACGAUGGCCUUGCGCCAGAGGAGGCCCCGAAACGUCGAAAAUGAUACCUUGGGAUCUCCGGUAGUCGCUAGGCCCUCAUCUGGCUACGAGGCGGGCUUGAUCGGCGAGAGAUCGGCGCUGAAUGCCGUCUCGCUGAACGUGGGUUUGACGGGUUUGGUACCGAGUCUGGAAUCCAAGGCGGGUCGGCAACUGCGGACCGUCAAACGGGCCUGGGGCACGUUCAAAGCGAAAAUGAAGCCCUCGGGUAGGAGAGGCAACGGCCGAGGAGCUAAGCGCCAUCUCCUUGAUAUCACAGUCACUGCCAACCCGCGGACACCAGAGGGCGUGCUGCGCCUGAUGAACUCCCCGCUUCCUUUGUCGGCCAUCAGCACGCCCAGCAGCUUGCAUCGUUAUCGCGAUCCGGUGGUGGUGACUCCCAGUACCCCGAUGAGCGCAGUCAGGAGGUCAGAAAGAAUCGCCAGACGAACGCCGACCCCUAUGAAGAUGACAUCAUCACGUGUCAUACAUAGGCAGAUGCCAAGGAGACUGCAGAGCCCAGGAGCAUUGACGAGUGAGAUAAACAGGGUGACCUCUCAGCUGGAUGCGCUGACACAGGGUAUGAGUGUCUUUGAAGCCAUGGAGACAGGAAUCACCAAGUCCAUUGCCAGACAAGAAAGUUCUAUGGAACUACAGACCGAAUCAAAGAAAGACGAGUCGGCCAAGAAAGAACUGAAAGGCAAACGAACCAGCAGCCUGACCAGUCUGAAGGAGAACUUUCAGAAACGCUUGAAGAAACAAACCACUGGUGGGGAGACUAGUGCAGAGGAGACUCCUGGAGACAAGACUAAGACUGAUGCCAGCAAUGGAACUUCAACUGUAAAGAUGCAGAAAGGCCGGCGCGAGAGCAGCUUGACAAACCUGAAGAACAGCCUGCAGAGAGGUGUUCGAACAAGAAAGGGGCAACACCCGGCAACAGAUGAGGAGCAGAUGAACGGUUACCUUGACGACGCUGAUGAAGAUGAAGACGCACCGCUUAUGAUGUAGUUAAUGUUGAAAAUGAGACAUGUGUCUGCUGUGGACUACGUGCAUAAGUACCCCCCCCCCAGUUACAAAUUGAAAGUUUAGGAAGGCCAGUGGGAAGGACUUAAACGGGCAAUUCCAACAUUGUGAAGGGAAGUGGAAUGUAAUAAGUAAGAUUUGAGG